ACUCCGCGCUCUUCGGUCUUAGUCAGAAAGAAAGGAAAAAAAAAAGAGACAAAAAGCUCCGCCGUUCGGACGAGACACGACGACCGGCGUUGCCACGCUCUCGGCCGCACCGCAUGCCGGCUCCCGCCACGCUCGCCACCUUCAACGCCCUCGUCGCCUCGCUCGCGCGCUCCGGCCGCCCCUCGCUGGCGCUCCUCGCCUUCCGUGACAUGCUCGCGCGGGGCUUCCCGCCCGACCACUUCACCCUGCCCCCGGUCCUCCGCAGCUGCGCGCUCACCGGCUCCGCCGCCCUGGCCGCCUCCUCGCACGCCCUCUCCGUCAAGCUUGGCGCCCACGGAAACCUCUUCGUGGCGUCCGCGCUCGUGCAGUGCUACGCGGGCAUGCCCAACCUCCCCGACGCGCGGAGGCUGUUCGACGGAAUGCGCGAGAGGGAUGCCGUUCUGUGGACGUCCAUGCUGUCCGCGUACGCGCAGGGUGGGCAGCCAGAGGAGGCUCUGCGGCUGUUCCAGGGGAUGGUGGUGGCCGAGGUGCAGCUGGAUGCGGUGGUCAUGGUCAGCCUUCUUCUCGCGUGUGGCCAGCUCGGGUGGCGGCGCCAUGGGAGAAGCGUGCACGCAUGCUGCGUCCGGAUGUUCCUGGGGAUGCCGCUGUCUCUGGGGAACGCGCUUGUGGACAUGUACGUCAAGUGCGGCGAGCUUGAAUCCGCCGAAUGCGUAUUUUCUGCGAUGCCCAGGCGGGAUGUUAUCUCGUGGAGUGCUCUGAUUGUUGGCCAUGGUUUGAAUGGGCGUCCUGAUGUUGCUCUGAGGCUCUUUGAUGAAAUGGUGGCCAAAGGAGUGGAACAGAACUCAGUCACCUUUCUUGGUGCCCUGUCGGCCUGUGCGCAUUCAGGCAUGGUGGACAAAGCGUAUGCUAUAUUCGAGCAGAUGAAACAGCGGGGCAUCAAGCGUGAGCUUAAGCAUUACUCUUGCAUGGCUGAUGCGUUAGGGAGGGCAGGCCGUGUUCUUGAGGCAGUAAAUCUCAUAGAGGAAAUGCCUUGCCAGCCUGACGAGGCUAUCCUUGGUAGUGUGUUGGCAGCUUGCCGAGUGCAUGGUGAAAUGGACGCUGCUGAACGGAUUUCAAAGAGAUUGAUGAGCAUGUCUCCUGCAAAGAGCGGCUACUACAUGAGCUUGGCAAACAUAUAUUCAGAUGCUGGAAGGUAUGGUGAUGCAGAGAGAAUAAGAGGCUUCAUGAAGGAAGUUAAAGUCGACAAGCUUCCUGGAUAUAGUUCAGUUGAACUCGAUGUUUCUGUCUCUGAAUCAAAAAAUGUAUAAUUAGUUCCAUAUAGUGCGCAAUGGAUUUUGAAGCAUUUGAGCUGUUUGGCAAGCCUGGUGGCAUACACUCAGUGCAGUGUAUGCUUUGAAGAAAAAUAUAGGCACCUGGUGGAUGGGAAGUGCAAAUGAGAUGACUUGGCAACUCAACAAGACAGUUUUUGGGGAGGAUUAUAACAUUACAGAGAGAUGCUGAGUUAGUGCACUCAUAGUGGAAGUGUUUGAUUAUGACAUUAGUGACAUGGUAGUUGCUGAGUUAGUAUUGUCAAGUUGUGAAGUGUCAAGAGGUGCGGGGAAGGCAUUUCUUCGAGCAGACAAGGGCAGGCCGUGUUCUUGAGGCAGUAAAUCUCAUAGAGGAAAUGCCUUGCCAGCCUGACGAGGCUAUCCUUGGUAGUGUGUUGGCAGCUUGCCGAGCGCAUGGUGAAAUGGACGCUGCUGAACGGAUUUCAAAGAGAUUGAUGAGCAUGUCUCCUGCAAAGAGCGGCUACUACAUGAGCUUGGCAAACAUAUAUUCAGAUGCUGGAAGGUAUGGUGAUGCAGAGAGAAUAAGAGGCUUCAUGAAGGAAGUUAAAGUCGACAAGCUUCCUGGAUAUAGUUCAGUUGAACUUGACGUUUCUGUCUCUGAAUCAAAAAAUGUAUAAUUAGUUCCAUAUAGUGCUCAAUGGAUUUUGAAGCACUUGAGCUGUUUGGCAAGCCUGGUGGCAUACACUGCAGUAGUGCAGUGUAUGCUUUGAAGAAAAAUACAGGCACCUGGUGGAUGGGAAGUGCAAAUGAGAUGACUUGGCAACUCAACAAGACAGUUUUUGGGAGGAUUAUAACAUUGCAGACAGAUGCUGAGUUAGUGGAUUCAUAGUGGAAGUGUUUGAUUAUGACAUCACCGACAUGGAGUUGCUGAGUUAUUGUUGUCAAAUUGUGAAGUGUCAAGAGGUGUGGGGAAGGCAUCUCUUCGAGCAGACAAGGACAGAAUUCAAGAGGCUGAUGAAACAGCACAUGAUGAUCACAUACAGGAAGCACAGACUCCUCCUACGUGUACUUCAGGUCUUCAGUCAUGAGAGAAUAUAUGCCUCGUGCUUGAUGAGUUGUCAAUGUAAUGAGGUUCAAAUAGCUUCUGAAACUGACACAGGAUUAUCAUCAAAUAUGUGAGCAUCUGACUAGCAAGGUGUAAAUUAAGAUUGGUGUUGUAUUCACAGGAAAGUCUUUAAGAAAAUGCGCUGGUACUACUGGCAACUGGUAAGGCUUAUUCGCUCGUAGAAUUUCUCUGUUCAAAAUAUGAUCUUACGAUGGAACGGGACUACCAAAAGGAACGCAAUGUGGUUUCUAUUGGCCAUGUCAAUGAUUGAUUCGGUAAUGGAGAUUUUGUUCAAACUCCAUAGUAUCAAGUGAUUCUUAAGUCUUAACUAGGAAAAGGUCCAUAUUACCCACCCAAUGACGAUGCCAUGGACCUAGGGUAGGGUUACAGGCCUGACCUUGACACCCUACCCAAAGUCACUACCCUAGGGUCAAGAACAUUCAAAGUAUAACAAAGGAUACCGACUGAAGUAACCUUGGAGUGCAAUCCACUCGACCAAUUAUCCCACUCGGAUACCCCAAUUCCAUUCGACCAGGAUGAAGUCACUCGACCAUACAAGAAACCGCUCGGAGUACAUAAAAUCUAAAGUCACUCAGGAUGGCAACGGUCAGGCGUUCACUCUGUAGUCUAAAGGU
This is a messenger RNA of Triticum aestivum (bread wheat), 3008 nucleotides long. RefSeq names its product pentatricopeptide repeat-containing protein At4g14170. Gene Ontology annotation, molecular function: protein binding; RNA binding. The record is from RefSeq and is a predicted model, not a curated record. The transcript has a single exon. Bases 114 to 1307 code for a protein of 397 amino acids. NCBI's taxonomy places the organism in Eukaryota, Viridiplantae, Streptophyta, Magnoliopsida, Poales, Poaceae. Gene Ontology annotation, biological process: RNA modification.